UCUUGGGAUCAAUCACCAUUAUGGGCGUUUCGACAGCUCCGUCUCCCGGAAGUUGUUUGAGUUGCAAAAUUAAUAACGCUUUUACGCCUUUUUUUUUUAUCUGGUCUGGACUCUCGAGUGUGGUAGGUCAGUGACAAUAGAAGACAGAGGAUGGCUCCUCAGGCUGUGGUCCAGGUGACCCAAGCCUGGCUGCACUCUGCCUGGCAUGUUCGGGUGCCUUUCGCCUGGCUGGAAGCCUGUGUGGAGUGGCUUCAAGAAGAGGCUGGCGGUCCAGACAGUCUGUCGCAGCAGCAAAUUAACCAACAGGCACUUGACCAGUGGCUGUUGACUGACUUAAAGAACUUGGACUACCCGGUUCUCCCUGAAGGACUCGCUCAUGCUCACAAGACAGAGCUCAGCGGUACAUUCUGUGUACAGGUUGACUCAUUACUGGACAUCAGUCAGCCCGCUUACGGUCAGCUACAGCAAUGGAGGGGCACCGACUGCGCCAAUGACAAUGUGACGGCUGUCACGCAGAGCAAUCAGAGGCCGUGGGAGGCCAGAGCCACACGUAUGCUCCUGCUGCAGGUGACGGACGGAGUCCAGAGCUUGGAGGCAAUGGAGUAUCGGCCGAUACCUGCGUUGAGCACUGCUCUGAGACCUGGCGCGAAGCUGCAGCUCCAAGGGCAGAUGAUCUGCAGACUCGGGAUGCUUCUGUUGGGGCCGGGCAACGUGAAGGUCUUGGGCGGGGAAGUGGAAGACUUGGCCGACAACAACAACCAGGGAAAGAUUCUAUGUCGGGUCCUGGGACUUCCCGAAGAGGAGCAGCAGCGGCAGGAGGAAGUCAGGGGAGAAGCUCCACCAUCACACCAAGAUGAUGCCUCAAACCAGAGAGGGGAGGACAUAGACCUAGAUGAUCUAGAACUACUGGCUAGUCUGGAGGCCCAGGAGGAAUUGCAGCAGCAGGUGGCCGACAGGCUUCCGGUUAGACCCGUUGAAGACAGCGGAUACAGGACGCUCAGCCAGUUUUCCUCUCAGUCUUCCAGAGCCUUCGCCGUCCACAGCCUGAGUGCUUCAUCCAGCAGAAGUGAAGCAUCUAUGCCCUCCAACGUGAGCAAAUUCAUUUCAUUCCCAAACGGUCGCGUCAGUAACGAGCAAGAGCAGUCGGUCGUCGGCGUCGAACCCUCGCCUUCUCGGCAAGGCCCGGCGUGGCAGGGUGACGACAACGAUGACUUUCCAGAUGAGGAUUUUACCGACCUCGUGUUGGACAAUAUGGAGGAGGGCGCUCAACCCUCCAUUCCCUCAGCUCCUCCAUGUGAACCUUCUGUGGACCAGGAGGGAGCUGACGUCAUGGAGGACAUGGAAUUUUUGAACACGAGCAUUCAAUCAUAUGGCGAGAGAGCACAAGAUGCAGAGUCCAGCCGGUUACCUGGGAAUGAAGUAGUCGGGAAAGAAAGUGUACUUGAUGUGGAGAGUCACGAGUCAAUGACUGCAGGAGCAAAAACGGAGCCACCCGGUGACAUCACCCUUGCCUCACCCCCGUUUACAUACUUGUGCCUGUUGGACGAUGUCUCCACACCCACUAGCAUAACAAUCAAAGCCUUCAUCGUCACACUCUUGGGAAAACUAAAUGCCAGCGACGGCCUGUGGCGAAUCCGCGCCACGCUUUCGGACGGGAGCGGCUACCUGGACGCCGAGCUGUCGGACCGGGUCCUGACGGGCCUGCUGGGCUUCACGGUGGCCGAGAAGGGAGCGAUGAGGCGCGAUCCGGCCCGCAGGUCCCAGCUGGAUGCCGGCAUGAGGCGUUGUCAGGAAGAGCUGGUGGACAUGUGCUGCCUCAUGACCGUGGAGGUGGGCGGCGGGGGCGGGGGAGCGGUGGUGACCCGGGCCGAGCCUGUCACCGAGGGGGUCUGCCGCGAGCUCAGGCAGAGAGUGCGAGACAGGAAAUGAGAGCGGGAGCAGGGCGGUAAUGAGAGCAUAGACAUUUAACAUGAGCACAGUUCUUUUAAUGAGGACCUAGGUGAGUUUUUUUUUUUUUUUUUUUUUUUUUCCUUUUGGGGAAAUGACUACGAUCAAGCUGGCCUUCUGCUUCCGAUCUGGAGGAGACGACGUGUGAAUCCGUGUCGCAGUGCAUCCCAUCUGCUGCACGCGAAUAUAACACGGCGUCAUUAGAGAGGGAUUUCAUUCAUGUAUUCACGGAGCUAUUUCUCUGCAUGCAAUGGCCUUCAUUUCACCGUGCGCAUUGAAACGUUAAAUUUCGACUAAACGCAGAACUGUAAGGCACAUUUUUGAAACGUGGCGAGAAGAGUGCGGCAGAGGACCCCGGUUUAUAUUCAAAUUGCCGUAAUGAAUUGCCGGCUUUGCAUUCAUUCAUUACAUCCAUUACGUCUCGCUGGGGAAAUAAUUGAAUAUCCAAGGGCAACGCAGGUCUUCAAUAAAGUCGCCCCCGGGGAAGCAAAUAUGAGGAAAGGAAAAUGAGGAAGUGGUCAUGAUUUUUUAUUAUUUUACAGCAUUAACGAGCUCCUCUGUGAUUUUGUCCUAAUGAUUUGUAUGCGCGGCACAAACUGGUUGUUGACGCACUGUUAAUUUUAUCUGUAUACAAUUGUUUGAAAGGUCGUCGGUGUUCUAUAAAUUUAUCUAAUAAAGUUCCAUCGAGUUCUCAAGAUAAGACAAAACGUUUUGUGGUGUCGUUAAGUGCUGCCUUUUGGGCAUUGCGCCACAAAAAGUCAAUGCGAAAAAUGAAAGCAGGAGGCAGGAAUCAAAAUCGUUGGUACUAUUGACAAUCAUUCCUUAUCUGCCAGUGCGCAGGAGCUCGUUGCUGCUUUUCCACAAAUUGAUCACACCACAAUUUGAUGAAUUCAAAUUCAGCUUUGGUCAACGCCGCAUUGGUCCGCUAAGUUUUUGUAGCAAUGGGUAGUGGAUGAAAUGUAUUUGGUGGAACAAUUGUCAAGCGUUGAAGGUCCACUACGUUCACUGGACACUUCAUUUAGUACGUAUGCACAAUCCUGUGAAAUAAUAUGUAAAUAAAAUUAAAACCAUCAACUACCGUAAAUGUGACCAAUCAGUGGAGCACUUUAAGAAUGCAAUAAUUACUUAUUGAAUACGACAGCUGAUUUAACAUGACACCUUUAUGGUUGUUGUUCAACGCUAGGGUGUGGUCUUGUGUCCUACGCAAAUAAAACCAAUGCAAAACUAGUUGCUAUGGUAUUACAGGAGUUCAUAUUUUCUUCAAUUCUACUAUGCAUGGGGGGGGGAAGCAAUGAAAUACCAUAUACAAAAUAACUGUCCCAAAACUUUUGACCUGUGAAUGAGAAUAAAAGCACUUAUAUUUUAUGCCAUUAUGCCCCCCCCUUUUAACCAUUAAAUAACAUCCCUGCAAUUUGAUGACAGCUCAUAUUUUCAAAAUGUAUUUAUUUUUGUUAUGAUUGCACUCAGAAAAUAAAAAUUACACGCAUUGUUUGUAUCGGUAAAUAAAGAUAAUUAUUUGGUAACAAGUGAGAAUUAAGUGCACAAUUUAUAAGGAUAAAGUUGUAAGGGACAAGAAAAGGGGAGGUUUUUCAAGAAAAAUCAAAAUGUCAAGCCAGGUUUUAUUCAUGCGUAUGAAGUAUAAAUAUUACAAGAACAAAAUCUAAAGUCAUUUUCCAGGCAUAAAUAAUUUGUGAUACUAAAGUAUGCUUUGAAAGGUCACAAUCUUAACAAAAUGGCUGCAAUUGCAUGAGAACAGUGAAAGAAAACUAUUUAGAGAUUCCCCCCCCCCCAAAAAAAAAAUGCCAAUAUUAGGUUUGAAAGUUUUAAGUUGCAAGAGGAGUAGACAUUUAGAAAGGAAAUAAGACAUUUUUGAGAAAAUAUGAGAAAAAAAUUAAAAGGUGCAAUUAUCUUAGAAAAAAAGGAAAUAUGUAUGUCAUGAAAGAGGUUGUACAAGAAUUCUUGAGACAUUUGUGAGUUCCUUUGAAAGUCGCUUUUUUGAGCCAGAGUUGAACUAUAAAGAAAUGCAACUUUUACAAUAAUUGUCACAAAUCAUCAUAAAAAUGGAAGAAAGGCAAAGCUUCUGUACAAGAUAAAUGUUUGUGAUUUAUUUUAGAUUUCAUUAGGGUUUAAAUUGUAAGUAAUAACAGAAACAAAUUGGACCUCUUUUAGAUUGUGCAUGCGUACCCAAUGACGUGUUUGUGAGUGUAUGUACAGUUUUGUGUACUGUGCACUUCCAUUCAUGUCACUCGUCUUUCUUCAUUAGGGGCUAAUCGGGUUGAGCCUCUAAUAGCCAGACCCGACUUUGCAUGUUGAUAGCCUGUUUGGUGCUAAUGAGUCUGGAUAGGAU
Messenger RNA from Syngnathoides biaculeatus (alligator pipefish), 4294 nucleotides. RefSeq names its product RMI1, RecQ mediated genome instability 1, homolog (S. cerevisiae) (gene rmi1). The record is from RefSeq and is a predicted model, not a curated record. The transcript has 9 exons. Bases 151 to 1929 code for a protein of 592 amino acids. Gene Ontology annotation, molecular function: nucleotide binding. Gene Ontology annotation, cellular component: nuclear body; RecQ family helicase-topoisomerase III complex. NCBI's taxonomy places the organism in Eukaryota, Metazoa, Chordata, Actinopteri, Syngnathiformes, Syngnathidae. Gene Ontology annotation, biological process: resolution of meiotic recombination intermediates; double-strand break repair via homologous recombination.